Dicrocoelium dendriticum is the source of this 908-nucleotide messenger RNA. NCBI's taxonomy places the organism in Eukaryota, Metazoa, Platyhelminthes, Trematoda, Plagiorchiida, Dicrocoeliidae. The record is from the annotation of a GenBank genome assembly.
GGUUAUGGCGAUAUUUUCCCUGCCACUUAUUUGGGAAGGCUGUUCACGAUGAUCUAUGGAAUGGCAACCAUACCAAUCUGCAGCCUUUUGGUCAGCAGAAUGUCUUCCUGUAUGGUGAGAUUCUCAAAGGCGAUCUAUCUUAUGACGCUGGAAUCCACAAGCGUUCCCACCGGACUGCGUGAAGCGUACAGCCGGACAGACGGGAGCUUCAACUUUCGAGUGUUUCCUUGCUUACUAGUGCUGGUGGCCUAUAUUCUCAUCGGUGGAGUUAUGUACGCUUACAUGGCCGGCAGCAAACUCUUCCGCUGGAAUGCCACAGACGCAAUCUAUUUUGCGUUCAUCACUAUCACUACUGUCGGUUUCGGUGAUAUCGUCCCGGAAGUAGAUACGCUAUUCACGAUCAUUUCCAUUGCGUACAUUCUCUUCGGGCUAGCUUUAACUGGAAUAGUUUUCGGUCGAAUAACAAUGGCUUUCGAUCAACUCUUGUUUCGUUUCGCCUCAACUGCGAUCAAAGAGAACUCAAAGAUACCAGACCAGCACGGCGUAACUCGAGCCGCCGCUGUCCUCCACCCAAAACAUGCUUGAAGCACGCAUUGCCAACUACGAUUGCCAGCCUUAUCCACAAAGGCAUACCCUAUGUUACUGCUACGCAGAUUGUCUGUGUAUAAAUGACCCCUUUCUCAGAUCAUGCUUAGGAUAUGUCGAGGGCCACCUUCUGGCAGAGCUCCGAAAGGAGAUGACCAGGGGGUGGUGAUAAAAGUUAGACUAAUAGUUCCCUUUCUAGUUAAGCUACACUGAGUUAUAAACUAUACUUACCCACGCCACUUCACUUUUUGUAUAAAGAAUAGGGGGGUUUCGAUUCUGAUAAACCGACUAAAUUCCCUGCUUCCUCAGCUAUGUAGACGCAU